UCACACGAUUUCCCACGUGUAUUUUUUUUUCUUAACUUCAGUCAAGUCGUACUUGGUAGGGAGGUGUUUAUAGACGGAGAUAUUACAUUUACGUAGAUUUUAAAAAUAUAAGCGCAAUGCCUAAAAAACGUAAAUCGGCGCAAUCUGAAGUUACCGAUUUGGAGAGCAAAAAACUAAAAAUCGUGGACACCGAGUUUAAUGGAACUCAUUUUAAAUCAAUGCUAAAAGAGGAUGGGCAAGCAGUUAAAGGAUUGGAGACAUUUAUUUCAAUUGUUCAGAAGUUGCCAUCACCUGAAAUUUAUGAUGUUGUAGAAGGUUAUAUAAAGAUAUCCAUGGAGUGUUCAGAGAUCUUCAGGUUAAUGGAAGGAAAGCAAAAUGAGGAAAGUGAGAUGAUUUUGAUAUUUAUGACUUUGGAAGCAAUUUUACUCCGUACAGCAAGUGAUUUGUCACAUUUCAGCAUGGUUGGCGCAGCCAUCGUGAAAAAAUUGCUCACAUGCCACAUGAAACAUAUAUACUCGGCACUGUACUCUGAAAAUAACAGGUAUAUUCAAACAUCCUUAAACCUUUUGGCUGCAAUGGUAUCACAAGGUCCAGAAUCUGCUCAACAAGUUUUCAGCCAUAUUGAAUUUAAAAAGAAUCUUUCUGGACUUGCAAGAAAACGAGACAAAAAGGGAAAAACAGAUGUCCGAGUUGCAUAUAUUCAGUUUGCUCUUUCAUUUCUGAUUUCUGGUGACAGCAAUGUUAUAAAACAAGUUCUGGAUCUCAAGGAUUUCUUACCUGAUAUUCUGAGUACUGGACUAAUGGAAGAUCGAUUGUCAACUGUUAAACUUCUUAUAUCUACACUACAGAAAAAGGUGGUUCAUUCAAAAUCUAUCACUAAAACACAGAAGGUGCAUUUUUUUAAUAAUGUUGUUUUAAACCACAUUGCAUCAUUGUACAGAUGGGAUGGAAUUAUUGAUGUCAUGUUAGAUGAAAUAAAGGCUAUUGAACUUACAGAAGAAGUUGCAAGAACUUUGGUGCGAGAGUUAACUCACAGCUUUCUCUUGGAUAUCUGUUGCUCACUGAAACAUGGCAUCAGUUUUUAUGACCCUAGUUUUGGCAUAACUGGGAGGUCUGGAAAUAUUGUUCUUUUGAGGUUUAUUGUUGGACUAAGAACAGCAACACAAGAUGAAAUGAUAGGAGAACUUGUGGUGAAUAUUCUCAAAGUGUGUCCUGAUUUGCUACAGAGAUACUUCAAAGAAACCCAGUUCUCCUUUGUACCUCGGCAAACAUCUACAUGGCUUGACAACAUGAAGCUUCUUCGUAAGAUUUUUGAAGCACAACCAGAAAUUUCAAAGUCGUUCAGUUCUUCAGAAUUUAUUCCACUGCCUCGUCUUUUACAAAUGGUAUUGGUGACCACAAUGCCUUCAGUGUGCAGCAAAGCUAUGUUUACCCAGGGACUUAAUCUUGAUGACAAAAUAGUGAAGCACACAACCUUAUCUUUUAUUGCAUUUUUGCUACGGAGAGCUGAGAAGAAUAUUGAUUACUGCCUCAGUGAGGAGUUUUGUUCCAGGUCAGAUCACUAUUGCAAGCGUGUGAUGGAGGAUUUUGUGCAAAAUUAUCGAGAAGCUCUCUGUAAGAUGUUUCCUGACAUAACUAAUAUAGUUGCUAUAUGGCAAUCAUUAACUAAGAAAGAACAAAAUGAAAACCAGACAACAGAACAAGGAAGUCAAUACAAAUCUUCUUUAAAUGGUAAAGGAGCUGAAUUCAAGGAGUAUGACUUGAGCAAUUCAGGUGUCAUUCUCUUGAAAGCUGUGAUACUUCAAGUUCUGUGCCUCUAUCAAAAAGUAAUUCCCUAUGUGAUAACCCAAAGUACUUUUGACUACAGCAAAAUGCUGAAUGGCAUUUUUACUGAAAAUAUCAGGAGAUAUGUAGUACCUCCUGUUCUUCAGCACCAGAUGCUCAAGUUGUGUUUGGAUCUUCCUGCCAACAAGUUUUCUUGGUUCCAGGACAUACGAGAAGCAGAAAAACGCAAUUGUGCAAAAUCAGUAUUUUAUUUGUUGUUGAAAAUGUUUGUGACUACCACAAAUGAACAACUGAAGUUAUCAACAAAACAGCUAAUUAUUAAGGUGUUAAAGGAAACUGGUGUUUUUGAACAUACCUGGAAGGAGUUGGAAAUUUGGCUGAAACACCUUUUGAUUAUUUCUGAGGCUGAGCAAGAGACUGUAGUUCAAUUUUUGGAAAGAAUUUUGGUGAAGCUUGUAUCCAACCCCUGGCCCUAUACAGACAUUGAAGCAGCCCUUGUUCAGGAAGCUAUUUCAUAUCAAACUAUUUUAACAAGACAAGAAGCUGACACUUCAUGUUUACCUGUAUUUCAGAGUAUUGAGGGUGUUGAUGUUGUUGAAGAAUGUAAAGGAUUGGAAGAGGAAUUUGGAGCCCCAAUUACUGAUGAAAUGAUCCAACAGAUAUUUCCUUUCAGUGCUGCUGUUCUUGCAGCACUGGAAGCAAGGAAUAAAUUAUUACAGGAGUCUUUUGAUGGAAAUGAUGUUGUUCAGAGAUACGUAGUUUGGGUGCUAUCAGAUAUCUUGCACACACAGAGAGAUCCUGCUGCACUUUGUUUAGCAUUCCAAAUGUAUGACAAAGAAUUAACUCCAAUCAAGGCAAUCACUGAAAACACAUCAGUGGCUCAUUUUUUUCACUAUUACAGGAAAUGGAUUCCCCCGCAAGCAGUAGAAACACUUUUUGGUGAAACUGGAUCCACCCUUGAAAGUGUUCAACAUCAUGCCUCAUUCUCUAGCCUGUUGAAGGAAUCUUUUGUUAAACAUGCAAAUCAUCCUCAGCGAUGUGAUUUGGAGGUUGCAUUAAGGCAGACCAUUUCAGAACUUCAACAAAGUGAAUUUUUACUGGCCGUUAAACAUCUCAUGCUUUAUAUAAAAACAUGUGUGGAUGACUACACUAAAUUUAUGAGAAGUGAUGAUAUUACUUUGUUGAAAUUCUACAUGAAGUUGCUGGAGAAGUUAGUGUCCAGGCCAUGUAAUUUAGAGGAAUCAAAACUAAACCGACCUACUGAUAUUAACGUCAAUGAUGUAAACAGUUUCUUUUUGGAGAAUGAAUGUGUUAUCCAGGAUAAUACGGAAGACCAGGUGGCUAUAAAUGUGCUGGAAGACAUUUUUAAACAUCCUGUUCUGGAGCAGUGGUUUUUGGCUCGAGAUGUGCAAACCUUCUCACACAUCAGUCUGAAAGAUGACAGCUUCAAAGUGAUUGGAACAGAAAUGAACAGUGGCAUCCUGAACUUACUAAAACUUGGAGCGCCUAAGUUGAAAAAACUAGAUUGUCUUCGAUUAAUUUCGAAAUUUAUGAAUACAAUAGCAAAUAGUGUCUUACAUGAAAUUAAACAUAUAAAGAAGAAUUGUUCACAGGAAACGGAGAAAACAUUUUCACUGCAAGCUCUCGAGGAACUCCAUACUUUUAUGGAUGUUAUUGAACUUAGAAAACUUGUUUCUGCAUUAUUGAACCUUCCAAAAAAACUUUUGACUAUUAACUGUGAAAAUGAUAAAAAAACAGGAACCAUUAAGAAACUUGGCACACUUGGUCAUACAUUAGUUCUGAUUUUAAGAGAAAAUAACAUGCAGACAAAUGACAAAGAAAACCUGGUUUUAUCCAUCGAACAUUUAAGAGAUGUUGGAAAUUUGAUGCUAUCUGGUGCUAGUGAGGAUUUGGAAAAGGUUAUACUUCAUACCUUACAGAAAGAGCCUCUCUUUGCUCAGUUUAUUCAAACAGAAGUGCUAGUUUUUUGCCUUAAACGGAUGACAAAUAUAUGUCUGUCAAUUGCAGCUUUCCUAAUUCAGCAUUGCAGUGUUCAUCUUUUACAGUUUGAGCUGUGGUGCUUGGAACCUCAAAGCAAGAAAGUCCUUAAAAUGAAUGGUGAUAUAUUUCUGUCGCUUAUCAAUGGAUAUCUAAAGCAUCUAAACCAAGAAGUUAAUAUUCAGUUGCAAUCUUUAUCUUCAUUGGUGCUAGCUAAUCUUAAAGAAGCUUUCCUGGAAAGACUGUUAUCCACUGCUUUGUCCGACAUUGCACCAAAGAAACUGGCAUUAAAAUUUGAGAUCCUCUGUAGUUUAAUACGACUGUCACUCUCUUCUGAUGAUUUAACUGAUGUAAUCAGUCAUUUACCCCGGUUGUUGGAAAGAAUUGAAAAUUAUCAAACAUGGAAAUUAGUAGAUUGUGUUACUAAUAAAUUCGAUGGCAUUCAAGAUGAGCAAUCUAACUGGAAAAAGACAUUGUUGAUGGCAUCUCUCAGAUGGCUCACGUCCUCUUAUGCUACUAACAAAGAAUCAGAUGAGUCCAUGAAGGAGAAAGAACUGACCAUUUUAAAUAAGUUGAAAGAAUUAAUUGUGGUUUCUUCUAAUGGAAUUGAUGCAGUAGAAUGGAAUUCAUUUAUCAAAUUGGGACUGAAGAACCGCUAUAGAGAAACUGCCUUCCUGGAAGCUCUGAACUUCAUGCUUGCUAAGCUGUAUAAUGAUGACAAUAUACCAGAAAAGUUUCUGCCAUUACCUAUGAUACAUAUGAUGAUAAUAAGUCAUUCUCUGUUCCUUCCAACAAUAUUGAAUGAAAAAGUUGAAAACAGUUGGGAUCUUCUUGCAAAAGAGUCAAUCAUAGACAUCUUGCUAACUGUCGUAAGGAGGUGUGGUCAUGUCUGUGAGAUGAGUCACAUUGCUGUUAUUCUGGGAGCUUAUGGAGCAAGUUUAAGUAGACAAGACCAGAAAUUGCUACUUUUGCUUCGUUGUUACGAACAGAAUGGUGUUAGUCUAGCAGAAUUUGGAGUUUUACUUUGGGGUCCAGCCGCAGUUGAGUUUCAGAAAGCAAGGAAGAGCUUGGGGAAGUCCAUUUGGCAGCAACCUAGUACAGAUCAGAUUCUGACUUUACUGGAUAAGGACAAAAUGCAUCAAACUCUGUUGAACUUUCCACAGUAUCGUCAUAUCUUACCUCAGAGUGGGAAGGACGAGAUUUUUAAAGAUGACAAUAUAAAGGACUUGGAUAGCCUGUAUGAUCCUUGUUUUCUGUUGCCUGUCUUCAGUACAAUAGUUAAAUCAGACUCUGUGAUUGACUGUCAGAAGUUUGUCUACAUUAAUGCUUUGGGUGUUACAAUAGCAGCACUUAGCAGCUAUGAUGCCAAUGUAAGAGCUGCAGCUUAUUAUGUGUUGGGUUCUUUUUAUCUUCAAGUGGAAGCAGCCUUUUUUAAAGAAAAACGACAGUUACUUUGCCUACUGGAUGCUUUUAAAAAUGGAAUUCGACAAAAGAACUCCUGUGUACCAUUUUCCUUGGCAGUUUACAUUGCCAAAACUGCCCAGCAAAUUUUUAAGCCAGGCGAAUACAUGUAUCUUGCAAUCAACAAAUUUCUGCUAUCUCAUCAAUACCUUGAUAUUAAAAAAGUCCCCGGAUUUUUUAAGAUGUUUUACAACUCUGAUUUAGAGCACAGGAUGGAACGUGAGUGGAUUCUGAACUUGUUAGCUGAAGGAAUGAAAGACAGAUACAGCUAUGAGAUAUACAGUUCUCAGAGAAUUUUCCAAGUUCUUUUAGCGUUCUUCAGCUGUCCUCUUUCUGAUGAAUCGGCCAAGAAUCAAAUUCUGGAUAUUCUGAUGAAUGCUGCACAGGUAACUAAAGCUGCCUAUGAACUUAUCAGAGAUCAUGGAAUUUUAGGCUGGAUACUGAGCAUUCUUCAGCAAAGAUAUUUAGAAGACAAGUCACUGUCAAAAAUCAUAUCCCUGGUGCAUUCCCUUUGGAUAACAAACUUGUCAAAUAAGGAGAAGGAUGAAGAUUGUAGACUUGACCCAAAAUCAAAAAAGUUUCUUCCCUUAUCUAUGGUCAAUGAGUUUUGGAAUCUUUUAACUAUUAUCUUACGGCAUAUUCGAAAAAGCCUUGAACUGUCAAAGAUAUGCCUGUUGUUUAAGACCAUCAAGUCAGUUUUAAAGCAUCACACGUCUAUUCUCAGAAGUUAUCAGGAAAACAAAAAGAUUGUUUUAACAGAGAAAGCAUUGUCAUGUACUGAAGCCCUUAUCUUAUUGUAUAAAUGGAGUUUUGUAACCAAAAAUGAUCACUUACUGGCUGAAGUGCAAGAUGUUGCUCAGAAGCACAAUGUAAAAGAAAUCCUGAUAAAAGAAAAUUUUCAAAAGAAAGAUCACACUCAAGCAGAUGCAAAUAAUACUACAGAAGACACCACAGAGGACACUGCACAGAUAGACUGUUUAAAUGAAUGCGAAGAAAACCUCAGAAGCAUAUUAACUAAAUGGGAGCCCUGUAUUUCACCAUGUCAUCCUUACAACUCUCCUGGUGAACUGUCUGACAUACACAGACAACUUGAUCAUGCAUCUGCAUGUUUGAUAGUGAAAUGGGAACUGAAGUCCUUUGGUGGUUGCCAAACAUGCCCAAAUGAUUUACUAAUAUUUUUAGAGUGGUUACAAAAAAAAAUUUUAACCCACCAUGUAGUUAUUAAUGAACUUCUUCAAGACAGCUUGGUGAAGCUCAGUUUUCUCCAGCUUUAUCACAGAGUGAAUGGUCUUAGAUGGAAAGUAGAUGAAGUAGAUGGAAAAAAUACCAUGGUGCUUCAGAUAUUCACUUCUGUAAUGAUACAGUUACUGGAGGCUCAGAAUUCACUUGACAUGAAAAUUCACAAUACUGUCAUGAAGUUUUGCUUACAAGAUGAGACUGAAGAAAACAACUUGAACAGAGCUGGAUGUUUGACACUGCUUUCAUUAUACAUUCAUGUUAUGUGGUUUGCAGCAAAACAUCAUGACAUCUUCCUGAACUAUAUUACAUUAUUAAUGGAAGCAGCUGAAAAGAUUCCUAAAAAGAAGAAAGAUAAAACACCUGGGGAUUUCUUCUCAGUCUGUAAAGAGUUGUCUUCAGUUCUGAACAAAUGCUAAAUGGAAUGAAACAAAUGACUUAAUGUGUAACUGUAAAUUAUUUAAAUUCUGUGGACAUUUAUCAGGUUUGCUACAGUACAUUAACUGUGACUUCCAGUAUGUAUUUGCACAGGUUAAUGUUUAUCUUUCUGUCAGUGUGAAAUCUGAAUUAGUAUUACAGAUGUUAUAAGCAAUCAACAACAAACAACCCUAGGGAAAUAACAAUAAAUUAAGCCUGAUCUGUAUACUGUUAAAUUAUGAAGCAGCUCCCAUUUUUUUUACUGUCAUCUAGAUUAGCAGGCUUAAGGUGCUAAAUUAUUAGAAUUCACACGCUGAAAGCCAAAUAGUUACAUUAUUAAAAGAAAUUCUAAUACACAGGAAUCACAGUCUGUAAGCUAAAUUUUCUAUGCAUAUAUUACACACUCCCCCUCCAUAUGCUUUAUAAUUACACUUUUAUAACAGUGUGCUGUUGUCUUUUCAUUGGAUCAAAAUAGUUGAUGCUGAAGAAAACUAGAAAAGAUACAGAAACCUGAAUGAACAUCAGAUUGACAGAGGAUUCUGUACACACACACACGUACUUCAAAUAGGAACUUGGCACCCAGAAAAAACAGCUCAUCAAGAGAAGUUUUGUUGAAGGCUUUUAGACUUAUUGCAAGUCUUUUUAAGAAACAUUCCCAAUAAUUUUAGGUGAAAACUGUAGGUUGGAACUUCAUCCAUGGGAAAAUGUUCAUUGACAUAAUGUAAAUAAUUAGGAAGUACAAAAAAAUGUCAUUUUAAAAUGCUAAAAAAUAAUUGAAAAAAAUAAGUUUUUUAUGUUUAAUUACCUGUGGUGGGUUGGCACCCUGCCCGGGAUUGGUUCUUGCCUUGUGCCCUGUGUUGGCUGGGAUUGGCUCCAGCAGACCCCCGUGACCCUGUGUUCGGAUUCAGCGGGUUGGAAAAUGGAUGGAUGGAUGUUUAAUUACUGCCUUAAACUCACUUAAGAACACCAAACAUCAGAGAAAACAUAGAAGUAGAAAAGAGUUGAUAAUUACGUUGUUUUUUUAACUUUUUAAUUUAAUCACUAUUUGAGUAAAGUUUGGCCUUUAGCAUAUGCAUCUGUUUCUUUGACUGCAUUUGACCUGACUUCCAAAGCUUUUUGCCUUAUUUUGUAAGUGCUGUAGUGCUGAUUGGUGAGUAAUAAAAUGGUUGUUUAUAAAUUUGCAUGAAGUGAAACUCAGUAGGUUCAGUGGAAAAAAAGCCAUUGCUUAGUAUAGAUACUAAAUAUCUUUGGUUGUUUGUAAGAUAAUGUUCUACAAAAAGGUAUUCUGUAUUAUUUUUAUAUAGAAAAGUAUAAAAUGUAACUACGACAAGUGAUAACUCAUUAUCUUUUAAUGAAACUUACACUACAAACCAUAAAUAGUCUUUGUCUUUUACGGCAGUAGUGAUAAUAUCAGCCAAGCUGUCAAAUACUCAGUGUAAUGUUCCUAUCAGAAUAAAAUGUGCUUCUCAUUUGUUCUAAUCAGUGGCAUGUAAAAAUCCACAUUCCAGUGUAACUUGCUCAUAGUCAUUUGCAAAACUUAGAACUUGCAAAAACCUUCCACCAGAGGUGAUGCUCGGUGCCAAAGUACAGAUAACUGAUAAUCUUUACAGUACAGCUAAGAAGAUUACACAAUAUUGUAUAGAAAAGUAUAGAAAAUAUAGACAGUUUGUAUCAGAGUUUAAGCUGUGUCCCCAUCUUCCAAAAGAAAGAGAUGUAGCUUUCAUUUUGUUUGCUGAAGGUAUUGGUUAAUUUUCAUUUUAAUCAUUUCAAAGUUUUAUAAAAAAAAAUGUAAAAGUAAUAUAAACUUAUUAGGCAUUCAAAUGUUACUUUCAAGUCCUGUUGUGGCUGCAACGAUAAGUGGAAAGUGCAUGUUCCAUUCAAUUACAUAAUUUUGUGUUGAUGUCUGUCUUGUUGUCAUUAUUAAUUUCAGAAUAUAGUUGUUUCUGGGAUGAAAGGACUUUUGGGAUAAAGAACAGUCAGAUAUAAGUAACACUUUGUCAAGUGCCCAAUCUUAUUUAUAUCUGCCUGCUCUUUCUCUCAAAAGUUGCAUAAUUUAUGGAUACCCAAAGUGGAACCAUCAAUGCAGACUUGGAAAAUACUUUUGGGUUAUACAUUGAUAAGGAAAUUCAAAUGCCAAUAAAAAGUGUUGUGUAAAGGAAGUCUAAGGCACAAAUACCCUAACCUGCAUGUGGCCACCUGAUUGUCAUCCAUCAAUGUGCAGUUUCUUUUGAGCAUGCAAUAGUCACAUAAGUGGAAUUGCACCUUGAAUUUUGUUGAAAAUAUUAAGUUUUUUUUCAUGAUCAGCUCUGCAGCUAACCACCAAAACCCAGCCAAUAUAGUCAUGCUGGUUUGGCUGAAUAUGAAAAGUCCAGUGCUUCCUUUGUCUGCUACUACUUAAUUACAUUUUUUUAUUUUUCUCUCUGUAAUGUAUUGCUGUUUUAUAUUGAAUAUGUAUUCUGUUGUGCUGCAAUUCAACAAACUCGGUGUGAUAGAAUUUGCUUAGGCAAUACUUCAUAUUGACCAGGGUCAAUAAAGGUAAAUGACAUUGGAAUGUCAGAAAUCUACAAGGUGUCUGUAAUUUUUCUUCCAUGUCCAAGUGUUUAUUGCUACACUUGUAAGUGCCCCUGUCUCACUUUUGUAAUAUAUUCAUGGUUUGGAGGUCACUUUUUUAAGUUGUGGCAAAUUAAUUUUAGCAAGAGUACAAUUUUUAAUGUAACACUAAGGUGGUUUUGUAUACUUUCCUGUGUUUUUAUCUUUUUUGUCAUAAUUAGCCAAUCGGUUUGAAAAAAUUAGCCAUCAAAGUAUUUAAAUUCUCUUUAGAACCUGGCUCGCCCUAUUUAGUGCAUUGGCUUUUUGUUACUUUCCUUUGUGAGUUCUGUUCCUUGAGGCAUACGGUGAAUUACACCAACACAAAUACAGAAAUACUAAGUGACCUAUGAAAUAGUGUAACAUCAGGAGCACCUUCACUUUAGACUUCUGAGCUGCUCCAGUAUGUAGCUGCUCUCUAAAGCUAGCUUCUGUUUAUAUUUAAAGCCUACUAUU
This is a messenger RNA of Erpetoichthys calabaricus (reedfish), 9939 nucleotides long. It is a transcript of the gene urb1, whose product is annotated as URB1 ribosome biogenesis homolog. NCBI's taxonomy places the organism in Eukaryota, Metazoa, Chordata, Cladistia, Polypteriformes, Polypteridae. Gene Ontology annotation, cellular component: nucleolus. The transcript has 39 exons. Bases 117 to 6899 code for a protein of 2260 amino acids. Gene Ontology annotation, biological process: maturation of LSU-rRNA from tricistronic rRNA transcript (SSU-rRNA, 5.8S rRNA, LSU-rRNA); maturation of 5.8S rRNA from tricistronic rRNA transcript (SSU-rRNA, 5.8S rRNA, LSU-rRNA). The record is from RefSeq and is a predicted model, not a curated record.